CGGGAUUUCGCUCGGAAAGGAUUAAUCAUAAAAUAAAGGUUUUUCGGGUAAAAGAGCCUACCGUUGACAGCUAAUUGUUAGUGGUCGUUACUGUACUUUAACUUAUUUUCGCCAUGAUGACGACUGUAGACGAGGCAGAGGAAGACGACAACAAUCUCUGGUACAAUGAUGUGCAAACCGUGAAGAAGAUGAUGAUUGGAGUUGACUCCAGUAUUCCCAGGUGCCCAUCUUGUCACAUGCCAUUUGACAAAGGAAAGAAGCGACGUCUCAUCGACAAUUGUGGCCACGAACGUUGCUACUCUUGUAUAUUCAAUUCUGACCAAUGUCCAUUAUGUGCAUUAGAAGCUCCUAUUGGGUCACAUUGUCAAGAAGUUCCGAAUGACGAAACUGUGAUCAAUCAACCUUGUAUACCUGUUCGUCCAAGAUUAAAGACAAAUGGUCAUUUUACAACAUUCAUGCAAACCAGAUGCGACAGUGGAAAGCCGUCUUUGUUCGUCAAGGAUGCUAGUAACUUUGAAGGUCCUGGGGUUCCCAAAUAUAUACCUAGUCUCGAUGUUUCUCGGGUUCCGUGGCACCAGAAACAUAAGGGACGGUCAACAAAAAUUAACGCCGACGUUCACAAUCCACUAUCGGACGACGAUAAUUUGCCUUAUACUGCUAAAGGAAACGAUGAAACAGCGAAAAAAGAUCUUUUUAUACGUUUUGGCUUGUUACCUGGUGACAGUCCACAGAUUGGCCGAAAUGCUCAACCACCUAGACCGGGAUCAACCAAUCACAGCAGCCAUGAGUCGUAUGCUAGCAUUUCCUCGUUGGCAAGCAGUGAAGCAAACAUUGCAGGAUCGACAGAUACCAGCCCAGUUUCAACUCUAACAGGAUCCUCGGAAGCAGAAGUUCUGAGUUCAUUAGUUGUCUAUAGGACCAGCAGUCGUGACCCAAGUUCUGAUAGCGUUGGUUCUCUAAUGAGCACAAGCACAUGUAAUAGUACAUCUCCUAUCCCAAUAAGUGCGAUUUUACAUCGCCAGCUUAGUGGAAGAGCGAGAGAGAAUAAUCCGUUUAGUAGACGCACCUCGGCGGUAAGACGGUCAGACAAAAAUGUGAAAAGCACAACUGCUUUGGACAUCAGAGGACACAACCAUGGCUAUAAAGGCUUACAAGUCACCUUGCAACCUUUAUUCUUUGAGGUGCCGCAAAGUGAACCAGAACCCAUUUUUAUUGGAAGACAUUGGUUAUUAAAGGAAAUUGAACAGGUUAUUAGCUCUAACAGUAGUGGGAUUGUGAUAUCUGGUGGGCCUGGUAGUGGAAAAACUGCUAUUGCUUUGCAGCUUGUUGAUCACAGUGUGUUUGGUCCCAAGAGGGAAGAACCAAUUUACCAUGAUAUCCUAUCCAGUGAUAGCAGUGAUUACAUGUCAGUUGGCAGUGGAGGAAGUAGUUACUUGUAUCAGUCUCGGCUCAGCUUAACUCAGGAGACAGCUCGGUCUCUUGGGGGUCAUGUAGUAGCAUAUCAUUUCUGUCAGGUUGACAACAAUGUCACCUGUCUGGUUCCAGAUUUUGUUCAUAGCAUAGCUGCUCAACUUUGCCAUGCUCCACAGUUGGUAGCAUAUAGAGAAUUCUUAGUACAAGAACCAAGGUAUCAGCAACUUCUGAGCAUGACUUCUUGUAUAACAAACGCUUCCGAGGCUUUUGUCCGUGGUGUUCUUGAACCGUUGAACACUUUGAGAAGAUUUGGCAAGAUUCCUAACACCACAUGUCUCCUAGUGGUUGAUGGACUAAAUGAAGCCGAGUUUCAUAAGCCAGAUUAUGGUGAUACAAUUGCAUCUUUCUUGUCUAGACAUACAAGUCAGUUCCCUUCAUGGUUGAAAGUAAUCAUCACUGUCCGUACAGCUUUUCAGGAAGUUACAAAGUUGCUCCCUUUUCACCGAAUCUGUUUGGAUAAACUUUCAGCUAAUGAUAACCUCAAGCGUGAUGUAUAUGACUACAUUAUGUAUAGGUUAGGAUCCAGCCACUCCAUUCGGGAAAACAUAACUAUAAACAAAGGACAAGGGGAGGCUGCCUCUCAUACAAGGUUUGCCAACCACCUAGUGUCAUUAAGUAAAGGCUGUGUGUUGUACAUAAAACUGAUAUUAGAUCUGAUUGAAAGAGGUCAUCUGGUGGUGAAAAGCAGUAGCUAUAAAGUGAUACCAGUUAGUUUGAGUGAAGUUUAUCUAUUGUCCUUUAACCUCAAGUUUACCACCAUUAAGGCUUUUGAAAGGGUCAGCUCUCUACUGCAGGUCAGUCUAGCAACCCUUUUCCCUUUGAAGCCAAUUGAAUUGUUUCAUAGUGUCAAUGCUGCAGUUAUAGACCAGCCUCUCACCUGGGAGGAAUUCUGUCAAAAGUUGGAUGUGCUGAUUACAAGCCAAUUCUUAGUUCUUCGGCAGGACCAUUCUCUGAUGUUUUCACAUCCAUCAUUAAGAGAGUGGCUAAUGAGAAGAGAGGAAAAUGAAAGUUUGAAGUUUCUAUGUGAUGUCAAGAAUGGCCAUGCUAUGAUUAGUUUACGACUGAGUCGGUUGGAAGUACCUUUGAGUCCUGAACUCUGUCUUGAAUUAGGUCAUCACAUGCUUAUGGCACAUAUUUACAAAUCAACUGUUAGAGACAUAUUAGCACCAGAGCUGACUCCACGUGAUCUUCAGGCAUACUGGAUACAACAAAGCACUAAUGACAUUACAGCAGCUUUGACGUCUGUACGCAAUGUUUACAGUCCAAAUGUGAAGGUUAGUCGUUUGCUUCUGCUCGCUAAGGCAAAUCCACGAGGAAGAACAAAUCACAUGGGAAAUGCUCCACUCCUUGUAGUUGCUGCUUAUGAAGGAAUAUUGGAAAUGGUUUCAAUGUUACUUGAGUUUGGUGCUGAUCCCAGUGAUACAAAUGACUUUGGCCAAGAUGCUCUUUGUUUAGCCAGUCAAAAGGGUCACCUUGAAAUUAUUUGUCUUUUGUUGACCAGAGGUGCUAAGAUAAAUCAAACCGAUAAAGGUGGGCAGUGCUCUCUAGUUUAUGCAGCUUCCCAUGGACACCUAGAAGUGGUUAGUUACCUAGUUCAGUGUGACUGGCCAUUAGACAGUACUAAAGGUCCUAGUCUAGCCCAAGCUGCUCAACAGUCUCUUGUUUCAGGAGCUUUCAGUGGUCAUUCAGCGGUCUGUGAAUUUCUAUUAGACAUGGCAGAAGUCAAAAUUAACAACUCAGAUGAUGUCACUGGCCACACACCUUUGACAGCAGCAUGUUUAGCAGGUCAUAAAGAAGUUUGUGAUACAUUGCUCAGAAGAGGAGCAAUUGUUUCAGUUUUGAAUCAACUGGGAGAGCCACCACUGACUUGUGCUGUAGCUGAAGGCCACUGGGAAAUAGCCGAGCUUUUACUUAGCCACAAGGCAACCCUAGAACAAACUGAUAGUACUGGCAAGACCUCUCUUAUGCUAGCUGCAGUGGAAGGACACUUAGGCCUUUUGGAGCUUCUGUUAGCCAAAGGUGCUAAUCCUGACAGCACAGAUAAAGAUGGAAUGACUGCCCUAUCUUGGGCCUCUAUAAAAGGACAACUUCAAGCAAUUCAGUGUCUUCUUAACCAUGGAACCAACAUUAAUCAUGCUGAUAAAAAUGGCCGGACCCCACUGGACUUGGCUGCAUACAAUGGGGACCCAAAUAUUGUGAAAUUGUUGAUGGACCAAGGUGCAGUUGUAGAACAUGUGGAUUUAAGUGGCAUGAGACCUUUAGACCGAGCCAUUAGUUGUAAAAACUUGGCUGCAGUUAGUUGUUUUCUUCAGAGAGGGGCUAAGAUUGGUCCCCAGACAUGGGCUAUGACUGAGGGCAAGCCUGAUGUAUUGUUGUUACUGCUGAAAAAACUUCAUGAAGAUGGAACAACGCUUUAUAAGAAGGGACGAUUGAAAGAAGCUGCACAUCGUUUUCAGUAUGCUCUAAAGAAGUGUCCUGGAGAAGACACCAUGAAAGAUCACUUGUUAGUUUUUCAGCAAGUCAAGUUCCACUUGUAUGUGUUUCUGUCCAAGUGCAAACGGAAAAUGAAUGAGUUUGAUGCAGCUAUUGAAGCAGCUGACCAAGCUAUUUUUCUAAAGCCUAAAUCAGUUGAUGGUUAUUUCACAAGAGCACGUGCUAAACACGAAGCUGGACAUAGUGAGUCAGCUCUUCAGGAUAUUACCGAAGCUCUUCGGUUUACCUCUUUAAAUCAAGAAGCCAGGAAAAUUUUGCUCAGAUUUCAGGAAGAGAUCAAUAGUGGUCACAAGGAGGAGUCACCGUCGCCAAGUCAUGGGGGUGAGGAGGCAAGUAAUCCAACUGAUAAAGUUUCAUGUCAACCUGAAAGAAAUUUGGCUGAAUUGAAGACUUUAAGUGUAUCUACAGACACCAUUGACCAGCUUUAUGGUCUGAUAAUGGGCCCGAGUAACUUCAAUCAGCGGGAACUAAAGACACCGGCUGAUCAAAAACGUUAUGGUUUCGAAACUGCUAUUUGAAUUUGCAAUCAGCCUGCUCACGUGUAUUUGGGACGGAAGUUUUGUAACUGUAACGAACAACAUUGAUGUAAAAGAAGAUUAGAGGCACCAAGUUACUGUCAAACAUACCAUUAUAUGUAUACUUGUACAUUCAUACCAUAUAUUAUGUAUGUACGCUUCCUGUUUCUUCAACUAUUCCUUUAUAUACAUAAUGGUCGUUCAGAUAUCUCGCUGUUUACAGACUAGUCCAAAGAAGGUAUUCCAGAGUCUGAAAAUGAAUGACAAAAUUUAUAAAUGCCCCUGGCGAAAAUAGCUUCAUUAAUUAAACGUGCAAUGGUGAUGAUGGAUAUUUAAAGUGCUGAUGCAAAAGGACCUUAUAUCGUGGUGAUGACCUAAACCUUACUAGCUGAACAGUUGUAAAGUGUAUGUGGUACAUGACUUUCAUGGGGUAGCAAGAAAAGUCGUAAGUUGUGUGGGCGCUAAUUGAUUUAAAAUUACCUGUGGAACUAAUAUCUAGUAUAAUAAAUAAUAACUAUAAGUGUUAUUAGGACCAUUAGAAUACAACAUAAUAAUGAAGACUGAUGUGGAAGGGAUCAGGUCACCUAGAAAUGACUUAAUAAUUACUGUUAUUGAAAGAAUUAAUUGUAUGAAUGGAUCUAAAGGUGCUCAUGUGAAAACUACUCAUUCGAAUGUUUCCAAGCAGUAAUGAUGAUGGUGUAAUAAGUUAAAGUUUUGCAUCUUAAAAUAUCCUUUAAGAUUAAUUAGAUGUUAAUGUUUGAACUUAUUCAUGAUUCAACUUAAUUGCAUACAUAUUAUAUAAUAUUAUAUUUAAAUGAAAUUGAUACUUUCAACCAUAGAUAUAGCAUCUUUGUAAGUAGUAUUUUUUUCCUUCAUGUUUAGUAAGCUGGGCAUUUUCAAGGACCAGUUUAAUAAUAGCAUUUAAAUGAUAACCAAAAUACUGCAUUUAGCAAUAAAAAACUGUUAAAAAAAACAUUGAACAAUAAUCCGCUUAGCACAAAAUAUUAUGCUUGAAGUUUCUAGAUGUAGUAGAUAAUAGAAGCGAAGAUAUGUUAAAAUUGGAUUAUCUCUCAAUAAGAAGUUGAUUCACAUUUAUUACUGUUAAUAAGCCUACAGCGGCUAAAAGUUAAGAGGUUAAUGUCGAAAAUAAAAAUGACAUAUUUUAUAUAUCUGUAAAAUAUUAAUAAAGUAUAAAUGUAUAAAAAAAUCCAUA
Messenger RNA from Limulus polyphemus (Atlantic horseshoe crab), 5694 nucleotides. Its product is annotated as protein TANC2-like. Gene Ontology annotation, molecular function: protein binding. NCBI's taxonomy places the organism in Eukaryota, Metazoa, Arthropoda, Merostomata, Xiphosura, Limulidae. The transcript has 26 exons. The coding region runs from base 114 to 4484 and encodes 1456 amino acids. The record is from RefSeq and is a predicted model, not a curated record.